GCGCGGGGGGGGGGGCAGUGCGUGGUCACGUGCUCCACAGGUCCCAAAGCAGCUAGCGGCUCAGCUAUUAGUCCGGCUUCUGUUUCUCUGAUUAAACAUCGAAAGAGUAAACAACCUGGCGGCUUUAUUUCACUCUCGAGCGCGUUUUAGUGUGACGUGAAUCUGAUCCUUUGUGUACAUAUUCGUCAUUUCCGGUCAUCAUGUCGGCGGUGCAGCGGAUGAAAGUGGCGAACGAGAAACACAGCAAGACCAUCACACAGCGCGGACACGUGCAAAAGACCGCGCGGGUGCAGGGAGAGGAGAAAUCUCCAGUGGGACCAUGGCUCCUCGCUUUGUUUGUGUUUGUGGUGUGUGGCUCAGCGAGAAUCAAGGGGAAGGUGUACAAGACAGUGGUGAGACCGACCAUGCUGUAUGGUUUAGAGGCAGUGUCACUGAGGAAGAGACAGGAGUCAGAGCUGGAGCUAUCUUCCAGAUCAUACAGAGUAUCAGACAGGGCAUGUAGGAUGGUGAUGUUUGGUAUCCGGGUGAUGGCCAGAAUGAAGCUCCCCCCACUAAUACUGACUGACCAAUCACCUGCUCCUGUGUAGAGUUUACAUUAUAAUGGAGCUGUUCUUUCACUGACUGAGUGUGUGUAUAUGUGUGUGAGUGUGUGUGUGUGUAGUGCAAUGCUAUGCAAUAUUUUAUAACAGCAAAUAAACUAUUUUCUCUACACACACAACUGUCUGUCUGUGUGAUGUCACUGACACACAGCAGAGUUUCAGUUUGCUCACAUUAAACAAUAAUAAACUCAAUGUGUGAGAGUAGACACAUACAUUUAUGGUAUUUUGGACAUUUAUGUUGGUCAGAUUCCCUACAUCCAGAGUGAUUUUGUUCAUACAGCUGAACAGGGAAGGCUUUUGCUCAGUGGCCCAGCAGCAGCACUGAGCUUCCUCUCACCCCUCACAUCAUCUGCACUAACAUUAAAGACAGCUGUAAAAGGUUUUGUUGUCGAGCAUUUUAGUGUAUUUAUUUUGUUGUGUUGAUUAUUCUGGGGGACAGUGGUUCCUCUCAUGCUUUAGUGUGCUUAUUUUCAGUGUUCUCUCAGGUUCCUUUAAGUCUUUAUUAGUGACAUUUAAUGGUUUGUUGUUUCUUUAACUGUCUCUGGCUGAAAUACUGAAAUAACAGAUAAAUGAACUGUCGACAGCAGCGCAGUGUCUUCUUCUUCUACUUCUUCUUCUUCUUCUUUCGGGUUUUUCUUUUCUUUGCCGCUGCGAAUCAUCUCUCUCCACCUAUCCCUAUCUUCUGCAUCCUCAACACUUGCCCCCACUAGCUUCACAUCGUCAUUUAUUACAUCCAUAUACCAACUCUUUGGCCUUCCUCUUUGCCUCCUGCCUGGCAACUCCAUGUCCAACAUUCCCCUACCAGUAUACUCACUCUCCCUCCUCUGAACAUGUCCAAACCAUCUUAAUCUGGCCUCCCUAACUUUGUCCCCAAAACGUCCAACAUGAGCUAUCCCUCUGAUGUACUCAUUCCUAAUCCUGUCCAACCUUGCUACUCCCAAAGAGAACCUCAACAUCUUCAGCUCUGCUACCUUCAGCUCUGACUCCUGUCUCUUCCUCAGUGACACUGCCUCUAAAA
Hemibagrus wyckioides is the source of this 1617-nucleotide messenger RNA. RefSeq lists its product as uncharacterized. NCBI's taxonomy places the organism in Eukaryota, Metazoa, Chordata, Actinopteri, Siluriformes, Bagridae. Gene Ontology annotation, biological process: endoplasmic reticulum unfolded protein response. Gene Ontology annotation, cellular component: endoplasmic reticulum. The transcript has 4 exons. The record is from RefSeq and is a predicted model, not a curated record. The coding region runs from base 201 to 587 and encodes 128 amino acids.